AUGGCCGGGGAGAGCCGUGGGGGCGGCUCGGACCCACGCGGGGCACCCCACGGUGCUGGGUCCUGGCGGCUGCUGCUGCUGGCCUGGCUCAGCCUGGUGGGCACGGCACAGGACCCAGCCCUGGGGACACCAGCGAGGGUCCCCGAGCCCCCAGCCCCUGCUUGGCCCCAGGGGACCUGGGGGUCCUGGGGACCCUGGAGCUCCUGCUCCAGCUCCUGUGGGGACGGCGUCGCCCUGCGCAGCCGGAGGUGCCUGCGGAGCGGCGAGGAGCGGCCGUGCACGGGGGACCCGCGGCAGUACCGGCUCUGCCAGCUCCCGGGCUGCCCCAGCGGCUCCGUGCCCUUCCGGGCCAUGCAGUGCUCGCUCUACGACAACCGGCCCGUCCUGGGCUCCUCCGCCCGCUACCGCUGGGUGCCCUUCCACGGAGCCCCCAACCUGUGCGACCUCAACUGCCUGGCCGAGGGGCACAACUUCUACUACAGCUUCGGCCGGGUGCUGGACGGGACCCGCUGCGGCCCCGGCUCCCCGGACCUGUGCGUCGGUGGGCGCUGCCUGAGCGUGGGCUGUGACGGGAUCCUGGGCUCGCGCCCCGACGCCUGCGGCCCCUGCGGCAGCGGCCACGGCUCGUGUGUCCUCAUCCACCGGCUGUUCCAGGGCUCGGACCCCUCCUCCGGAUAUUUGGGAUAUGUGAAUGUGACCAAGAUCCCGGCCGGGGCCACCCACAUCAAGGUGACGGACAAGAGCCGCAACUACCUGGCGCUGAUGGCGAGUGACGGCCGCUACGUCCUCAACGGCGACCGGACCAUCGCCUGGCCGGGGCCCUACGAGGCCGCCGGCACCGUCCUGACCUACAGCCGGGCCCCCGACGGCACCGAGAGCCUGGAGGCGCCCGGACCCACCCGCGAGGACCUGCACGUGAUGGUGCUGCUGCAGGAGCCCAACCCCGGCAUCGAGUACCAGUUCUGGCUGCCCCGCGGGCACCCCCAGCUCGGCCGCGGUGCCACCAGCCCCCUGCGGCAGCCGCAGCCCCGAGGGGCCGGCAGCCCCCCGCCCCCGGAGCCCCCGCGCACCCCGGGCCCCGCACCGCCCCCACGGCCCGGGGGCUUCGCCACGGAGCCACCGCCGAGGAGCCGGAGCCGGGACGGGGCUACCGCAGGGCGCUGCGGGAGGUGCCGCCCGCCCAAGGGGCGCUCCCAGCGCAUCCGGCACUUCUGCCAGAGCGACUUCGUGUUCCACGGGCGGAUCCUGGCGCGGCGCGUGGUGGGGCGGGAGACGCGCUACGAGGUGGAGGUGAAGGCUCGGUACCGGCAGCUCUUCCCGCUGGUGGCCCGGGAGUACCUGUGGGUGCCCAGCACCUGCGGGUGCCCCACGCUCCACGAGGGCGGCGAGUACCUGCUGAUGGCGCGGCGCCACGUCAACCACGAGCACACCCUGAACCGCAUCCUGCUGCAGGACCACGGCUACGCCCGGCCCUGGACGCCCCGCGAGGCCCGGCUGGUGCGGGACGCGGCCCGGCACUGCCCCCAGCCCCGGCCGCCCUGAGCCCCGUCCCGGGGCGGGACCCCCGGGCGAACCGGCUGCUCCUGCCGGGCACCGAACCCUUCCCGUGCCCCCUCCCCGCAGUGGACCCCCCGCCCGUCUCGCCGUCCUUGGGGUCCGCGUGGUGGAGGGAGGGAGAAGGGGGGGGGGGGUGAUAAUUUAUUAUUAUUUUUGCAGAAAAUAAAUCGGUUAUCCCCUCA
Messenger RNA from Lonchura striata (white-rumped munia), 1739 nucleotides. NCBI's taxonomy places the organism in Eukaryota, Metazoa, Chordata, Aves, Passeriformes, Estrildidae. The record is from RefSeq and is a predicted model, not a curated record.